AUGUCGCAGGCACCCGAUCAUGCCCCAAUGGCCUACGAUUAUGGAUACACAGGCGCUCCUUUCCAAGGCGGCUCAUUGCGGUCCAAUGAUGUGCAGAACCAUCCGGACUUCGCACGGUGGACGCUAUCACAGCUAGAGCAUCAACCUACGCACCCGCUAUAUCUACUCCAGCGACGCUCACAACAGCGCCAGGAGCUGUUCGACACAUAUGGCUCGGGCAUGCUGUACAGCUUCAAUCACCCAUCUCCUACACAAAGGCCCUUCGGCUUUUCUCCGCAAUACUCUAACCGGCCGUCCACAGCAAAUGAUGGGCUGUCCAACCCAUUUUCCGUUCGACAGUAUUUCACCCCAGAGGAGUCCACCGCGAUGGGGGCACGGCGAAGAACUUCUCAGCCUUUCGCUGCCACCAUGUCCGAAUACCCAGUGGGUACCUUGGCGAGCAGACUGGAGCCAGCCAAACCUGAACCACCUCAAUACGGCCCAGAUUAUGCACCCCUUAAAGAGGCUUACACUCAGUAUCAGCAAGCACUACGCAGCACCUUUGACCAUACGCGCGAAGGGCGAUUGGUGGAGGCAAGCCGACCACUACUAGAACUUUCCGAAUGGCUUGUAACAAAUGCUCGGAAUCUUGGAAUCCUGUACGACGACCAUCUUACCUACCCUACCCGCCUGGAACUCUGGAAAGACUUCAAUAUCUGUUGGCUCGCGGUUUGUCAGAAACAGAAGGAGUUGAUUCAGGACUACAUUGCCACAGGCCGUCCGCCGACACAAGCAAGUCUCUUAGCCAAAGACCGUAUGGAGGCUAUGGGCAGAUACUUGAUCCAGCUUUGUGACCAGUUUGAGCAGCAUGGCCUGGUAGAUUAUCAGAUGGGGAUCUGGGAAAAGGAGAUUCUGUCAAUCCUAGGCCAAUGCCUCGAUCUCGUGGAAAAUAGACCCGAGCUGUAA
Penicillium chermesinum is the source of this 945-nucleotide messenger RNA. RefSeq lists its product as uncharacterized. The record is from RefSeq and is a predicted model, not a curated record. The transcript is spliced from 4 exons. Bases 1 to 945 code for a protein of 314 amino acids. Lineage: Eukaryota; Fungi; Ascomycota; Eurotiomycetes; Eurotiales; Aspergillaceae.